Messenger RNA from Phycomyces blakesleeanus NRRL 1555(-), 687 nucleotides. RefSeq lists its product as hypothetical. The coding region runs from base 1 to 573 and encodes 190 amino acids. NCBI's taxonomy places the organism in Eukaryota, Fungi, Mucoromycota, Mucoromycetes, Mucorales, Phycomycetaceae. The record is from RefSeq and is a predicted model, not a curated record. The transcript has 5 exons.
AUGUAUGAAUCAAAGGGCGCUGUGGUUUUGGGAAAAGAAAAGUCUGUACUUGCUGCAAACUUGGGUUUAGUACCGAAUGUACCAUGUGACUGGUUCUCUAUGCGUGCUAGUUGGGACAAUGCCAUCCAUCUAAUUGAUGACAUUGGUCUGAACAUGGAAACAUUUACUACAAACACAAAUUCUCUUACUCUUCAUGAUGUUUCAAAUAAAUCAGAGAUUCCCAAUGAGCAAGAACUUUCACAGCAAAAAUUAAUUGUAAAUGAUGGAUUCCACCAACUUGUCGAGAGUUUUAGAAAAAUGGAGAAUAGCCAGAAUAUCGAUCGAACACAUAAUUAUCUACUUGAAGAUGAAAGAAAAAUUUUAGAGGUUCUGAGAGUUACAUUGGAAAAGGCUGAGAGCUUUUGCGCUUCUUCACAAUAUAGUCUACUUAGUCUUGUGCAUAAUAUACUUCUUGGAGGGAUACCUAAUGAAGAGACUAUGCUUUCUCUCAGUUCAAAUUUGCUGGACGGGCUGAUCAAAGAUUUUGGAUGGGAGCUUUUUGACUACAUACACCCAUUUUUGAUCAGUCUUUGAGAGAGCUACUGGAACAAAGCGUAUAGAUGAUUUUAUUCUUUAUCCAGUCAAAUAUUGCGCCAGAACUCUUUCAUUUCUUGAAAGAAUAUUGUGCGAUUUCUCUUCUUUCGGGCU